This is a messenger RNA of Racocetra persica, 152 nucleotides long. Lineage: Eukaryota; Fungi; Glomeromycota; Glomeromycetes; Diversisporales; Gigasporaceae. The record is from the annotation of a GenBank genome assembly.
AUGUUACGUGCAAUGGGUGUAGAACCCUCGCAACAAUUUUGCCUGGAUGCGCUUAAGAACAUUGUAAAUCAAAAACCUGUGAAUGUAAUUACUCGUUUAAAUGCACCAAACAAUUUCGGUAUACCAUCAUUAAACCAAAAUAUGGCUGGAAU